Molecule: messenger RNA, 735 nt
Organism: Arxiozyma heterogenica
Lineage: Eukaryota; Fungi; Ascomycota; Saccharomycetes; Saccharomycetales; Saccharomycetaceae
Gene: RPL7A
Product: 60S ribosomal protein uL30 RPL7A
Exons: 3
Coding region: 1-735 (244 amino acids)
Biological process (GO): maturation of LSU-rRNA from tricistronic rRNA transcript (SSU-rRNA, 5.8S rRNA, LSU-rRNA)
Cellular component (GO): cytosolic large ribosomal subunit
Molecular function (GO): structural constituent of ribosome; RNA binding
Source: RefSeq, a predicted model, not a curated record
AUGGCUGCUGAAAAGAUCCUAACUCCAGAAUCUCAAUUGAAGAAGGCUAAGGCCAACCAAAAGACCCAAGAACAAAUUGCAGCUGAAAGAGCUGCUCGUAAGGCCGCUAACAAGGAAAAGAGAGCUAUUAUCUUAGAAAGAAAUGCUGCUUACCAAAAGGAAUACGAAGCUGCUGAAAGAGCUGUCAUUCAAGCUAAACGUGAUGCUAAGGCUGCUGGUUCCUACUACGUCGAAGCUGAAAAGAAGUUAGUCUUCGUUGUUAGAAUCAAGGGUAUUAACAAGAUCCCACCAAAACCAAGAAAGGUUUUACAAUUAUUAAGAUUGAACCAAAUCAACUCUGCUACUUUUGUUAAGGUUACCAAGGCUACUGUUGAAUUAUUAAAGUUGAUUGAACCAUACGUUGCAUACGGUUACCCAUCUUACUCUACUGUUAGACAAUUAGUUUACAAGAGAGGUUACGGUAAGGUCAACAAGCAAAGAAUUGCUUUAUCUGACAACGCCAUUGUUGAAGCUAACUUAGGUAAGUACGGCAUCUUAUCCAUUGACGAUUUGAUCCAUGAAAUUGUUACUGUUGGUCCACACUUCAAGCAAGCUAACAACUUCUUGUGGCCAUUCAAGUUAUCUAAUCCAUCUGGUGGUUGGGGUGUUCCAAGAAAGUUCAAGCACUUUAUCCAAGGUGGUUCUUUCGGUAACCGUGAAGAAUUCAUUAACAAAUUGGUUAAGUCUAUGAAUUAA